Seminavis robusta is the source of this 720-nucleotide messenger RNA. The record is from the annotation of a GenBank genome assembly. Lineage: Eukaryota; Bacillariophyta; Bacillariophyceae; Naviculales; Naviculaceae.
AUGUCAGUGUGGAGUCUUCUCGUGGGUAUCUUAGCUAUUUGCUUGGUCAGUGCUACUAGUAGUAGUGAAGCUGGCAGCACUUCGUACGUGUUUUUGCAAAAGUUUCCCUUGGCCAACACGGGUGGUUGGAUUUUCCAUACAGAAGUGCUGGUGUGUCCACAAGAAGGAUUUUCUUUAGAGGAUCAAAAGUACUUGGACGGCUCGAUUGCUAGUCUGACGGACUUUGCAGAGAUUCCCACCACUUGGUGGUCUUCUAGGACUGCCAAUUGCAUCGAAUUCGGAUACGGAGGGGCGCCCUGCACGGAACGCUGCUGUGGGGCUCCCCAUAAAGACCCUGAAACACAUUUCCCACUCAAUGAAAAAAGAGCUGUCAUUGGCAAUGCUGAUACAGAGCAAAAAUCACUUUACCUAUACGGAAACAGCGGUAAUAAGACUGGAGACUUUGCCUAUCAUGCUCUCUGUGACACUUCCCAUGAAACUUGCUGGUCCAACUGGGCAGGUGUAGACUACAAUCCCCUCACCAACAAUUGCAACACAUUCACCAGUACCAUCCUUCACUGCAUCUAUGGACUCAGUGAAAAGAAACCGAAUCUGGGACCCUCCGACAUGGUCACUGUCACUUGUGACAAGUGCCCUAUCUACAUGAAUAACAGUCCUACUCAAGAUACUGUCAAUGAGAGAAUGAUGUUGCGACAUUCUAGUGCCACCAGCGGGAUCUAG